AUGGUGGGCCUGUAUAACCUUGGGAUGGGUGACCGCUUCACAUUACAAAAUUGGUGGCAGGGUAGUGACUCUCAUGUCUGGCGGCCUGCUUCUGGGCUAGAGCUAGGAAUUUGUGUCCAUGUACAGACUUGGUGCCACCCCACUCCCAAUCCAAACCACCUCAAGUUCACCCCACUCCCAGUACAACCCAUCUUAAGUCCACACCCACUCCUAACACAACCCACCUCAAGUCCACCCCACUUCCAACACAACCCACCAAAAGUCCACCCCACUCCCAACACAACCCACCUCAAGUCCACCCCCUCUCCCAACACUACCCAACUCAAGUCCACCCCACUCCCAACACAACUCAACCAACCUCAAGUCCACAGCCACUCCCAACCCAACCCACCUCAUGUCCACCCCACUCCCAACACAACCCACCUCAAGUCCAACCCCACUCCCAACACAAUCCACCUCAAGUCCACCCCACUCCCAACACUACCCACCUCAAGUCCACACCCACUCCCAACACAACCCAUCUCAAGUCUACCUCACUCCCAACACAACCCACCUCAAGUCUAUCCCCACUCUCAACACAACCAACCGCAAGUCCACCCCACUCCCAACACAACCCAUCUCAAGUCCACCCCACUCCCAACCCAACCCAUCUCAAGUCCACCCCACUCCCAACACAACCCAUCUCAAGUCCACCCUACUCCCAACCCAACCCAUCUCAAGUCCACCCCACUCCCAACACAACCCAUCUCAAGUCCACCCCCACUCCCAACCCAACUCAACCAACCUCAGGUCCACCCCACUCCCAACACAGCCCAUCUCAAGUCCACCCCACUCCCAACCCAACCCACCUCAAGUCCACCCCACUCCCAACACAAGCCACCUCAAGUCCACCCCACUCCCAACAAAACCCACCUCAAGUCCAUCCCCACUCCCAACACAACCCAACUCAAGUCCAACCCCACUCCCAACACAACCCACCUCAAGUCCACACCCACUCCCAACACAACCCACCUUAAGUCCACCCCCACUCCAAACACAAUCCGCCUCAAGUCCACCCCACUCCCAACACAACCCAUCUCAAGUCCACAACACUCCCAACACAACCCACCUCAAGUCCACACCCUCCACCCCCACUCCAAACACAAUCCGCCUCAAGUCCACCCCACUCCCAACACAACCCAUCUCAAGUCCACAACACUCCCAACACAACCCACCUCAAGUCCACACCCACUCCCAACACAACCCAUCUCAAGUCCACUCCCACUCCUAACACAACCUAUCUCAAGUCCACCCCACUCCCAACACAACCCAUCUCAAGUCCACCCCACUCCCAACACAACCCACCUCAAGUCCAACCCCACUCCCAACACAACCCACCUCAAGUCCACACCCACUCCCAACACAACCCACCUCAAGUCCAACCACACUCCCAACACAACCCAUCUCAAGUCCACCCCCACUCCCAACACAACCCACCUCAAGUCCACACCCACUCCCAACACAACCCACCUCAAGUCCAACCACACUCCCAACACAACCCAUCUCAAGUCCACCCCCACUCCCAACACAACCCACCUCAAGUCCACACCCACUCCCAACACAACCACCUCAAGUCCACACCCACUCCCAACACAACCCACCUCAAGUCCAACCACACUCCCAACACAUAUAUAUGAUUCAUGA
Saccostrea echinata is the source of this 1683-nucleotide messenger RNA. RefSeq names its product mucin-2-like. The transcript has 3 exons. NCBI's taxonomy places the organism in Eukaryota, Metazoa, Mollusca, Bivalvia, Ostreida, Ostreidae. The record is from RefSeq and is a predicted model, not a curated record. Bases 1 to 1683 code for a protein of 560 amino acids.